This is a messenger RNA of Coffea eugenioides, 1117 nucleotides long. RefSeq names its product cyclin-dependent kinase inhibitor 3-like. Gene Ontology annotation, cellular component: nucleus. Lineage: Eukaryota; Viridiplantae; Streptophyta; Magnoliopsida; Gentianales; Rubiaceae. The coding region runs from base 148 to 879 and encodes 243 amino acids. Gene Ontology annotation, biological process: negative regulation of cyclin-dependent protein serine/threonine kinase activity. The record is from RefSeq and is a predicted model, not a curated record. Gene Ontology annotation, molecular function: cyclin-dependent protein serine/threonine kinase inhibitor activity. The transcript is spliced from 3 exons.
CGCACUGCAGCCCACCCCACCUCCGUCCUUUUCUUCCUCUUCCGAACAUCCUCUGGGUUUUUUUCCCCUUUUUUUUUUUCGAAAUUCUCGCAUGAAAUUUGAGUAAUUUCGUAUAAACAGGCUGCCAAAGAAAAAGGAGCAAGAAAGAUGGGGAAGUAUAUGAGGAAGGCUAAAAUCUCAGCGGACGUUGCGGUAAUGGAAGUCUCUCAGUCCACUCUUGGUGUCCGUACUCGUGCCAAAACCUUAGCCCUUCAACGUUUGCAAUCCUCCCCCUCCUCCACCACUACCGCUCCGACUCUGUCCGGCGUCUCCGACUCGUCUUGCUACCUUCAACUCCGGUCACGGCGGCUCGAAAAGCCCUCUCCUUUAAAGCCACAAUUUCAACAAAAACCCCCUUCUAGAAAAGAGACUGGCCACCCAGAAUCGCAAGCAAAACCUAACUCUUGGUCCAAGUUGAACGAUUCUGUCAAUUCUGGCUCAGUUACUCCACCCAAGAAAGAAGAGCCCUGUCUUGAAAACCGAGUCGCUGAGCAAAUAGCGCAGGAAUUUGAUUUGGGUGUUGAGGUCUCUUUUGGAGAAAAUAAUUUGGACUCUGAGCCCAGGGAAAGGAGCACUAGGGAAAGUACACCGUGUAGCUUGAUAAGGGAUGUGGAUGCUGCAACCCCUGGAUCUUCUACAAGGCGAAGGACUGUAAAUGCGGUGAAUCAAAUAAGUCGAAGUGCAUUUCUUGAAAAUAUUCCUUCGGCGUCUGAGAUAGAAGAAUUUUUUACGCGAGCUGAGCAGCAACAGCAGCGUUGGUUCGUUGAGAAGUAUAAUUUUGAUGUCAUCAACGAUGUGCCCCUCCCUGGACGCUACGAAUGGGUGAGAGUGAACCGCUAAGCAGGAUGAUGCCUGUCUUUGCUCGCAGUUUCUCAAUAGAUCUCAUGAUAAUGAUCCAUAGAUAUGGAAGAAGGAAAACAAGCUGAUUUACUGCAGUUAGAUCAACCGUAGUUUCAGAUAAGAUAAAAGAGCAGCCAGCGUAGAUGUAUAAUUUAGAGAUGUGUAACAUAAAGUAGCUAAUGAAUUAUGACUGACAGUUGGGUAGCAGAAUUGGCAGAUGAAUGUAACUGUUAGCUCC